AUGCACUGGAAUAAUCAGCCUCACUACUCCUUUGCAUCAAUCAUUGCUUCAUCCAUUCUUUUCACCUUCUCUCUUUCAUCGCAGCUCGGCGGCGCGAAAAUCAUCGAGGCACAGGCUGCGUUGCAUCUGUUGGAUAAUCGACACCACGGCCGAUUUCCUCUGACACCCAGAGAUGAUUAUGUCUUUCAGGCUGGAGAUGCGUGUGGACACAACAUCAUUAUUGCGACGCUGCCGGCCGGAGAAGUAUACGGAACACGAUCUGCUGCUGCUCUCGCGACCCAGGUUAAAAAGUUCUUCCCAAAUCUUUGGUUCGGCUUGUUGGUUGGCAUCGCAGCGGGCCUCCCAAACCUCUCACGAAAUCCACCACUGGAUAUUCGUCUCGGCGAUGUUCUCGUGGGGUUACCAGUGGGCGACAGUGCUGGUCUAAUAGACUAUGACCUCGGUAAAGAGACUGGCACAGAUGGAUUUCAGCUUUUGCGUGCUGGCCAUGCGCUGGCGAAAACAGCAACGGUGGUCAGGUCAGCCAUUGGCAGUAUCAAACUUAGGGCGCCGAACGAUUCAAACGAUGUCUUACAUCCUGUUUUACGGGAGCGAAGGCCAGAUUCGAUGCGCAUUCGUGUGUGGUACGGGCCAAUAGGCUCGGGCGACAAAUUGAUGAAGAACGCUCAAAAGCGGAACGAACUGAGAGACAAAUAUAACAUCAUUGGCCUCGAGAUGGAGGCGGCUGGGACGAUGGACCAAAUCCCUGUCGGUGUUAUCCGAGGGGUUUGUGACUACGGAGACGAACAUAAGAAUGAUGAGUGGCAGCCGUAUGCCGCUGCAAUGGCUGCUGCGUACGCAAGAGCAGUCCUGGCAGAGAUACGACCAAAAGAUAUGGUUCAAAUGCCCUUAAUGGACCUCUCGCCUAAACGCAAACUCGAUGAGGAAGACUCUGACUCUGAACAUGAACUUAGGAAGCGCCAAUGCUACAUUAAGGGGGAAGAAACUCCUGCAAUAGAAAUGAUGGACACCGAGGUGAAGAAGUCAUUGAUAAAACAGCUCUAUUUCGACAAGAUUGACGAGCGCCUAAUGAACCUAACGGCAGCUCAAGGAAAAACCUGCUGCUGGUUUCUCAACAAGGACGAAUAUAUAUCCUGGAACGACGUAUCACAGCAGCCAGCUCAUGGCGGCUUUCUCUGGAUCAAAGGUCAUCCUGGCACCGGGAAAUCAACUCUCAUGAAGUUCCUUUUCGAAAGGGUUAAGACCAAUGCAAAGGGAGAUUCGUUACAAAUCAUACUGUCAUUCUUCUUCCUCGCGCGAGGUACGGCAGAAGAGAAGUCAACAAUGGGACUUUAUCGUUCACUUCUUCACCAGCUUUUUGAGAAGGUGCCAGACGCACAAAAAGGUUUAGAGUGGAUGACGAGAGAUGGUGCCAAAGUUAUACAACGAAAUGGAUGGAACGAGAAAGCAUUAAAGCAGACACUUGCACAUGCCGUACGAAAACUCGGUAAUCGGUCGCUAACAGUAUUUGUCGAUGCACUAGAUGAAUGCAAUAAGAAUCAGGUCGCAGACAUGGUGUGCUUCUUUGAAGAGCUAUGCGAGAGUGCACAAGAAUCUCAAGUCCGAUUGCAGGUGUGCUUUUCAAGUCGACAUUACCCGACGAUCAUAAUAGCAAAGGGUAUCGAGGUUGUCCUUGAAGCUGAGCCAGGUCAUAUAGAGGAUAUUGAGUAUUACAUCAAGUCCAAACUCAGGCUAGGGAAAUCGGCUCAAGCUCUCUCACUACGAUCAGAGAUUCUCAACAGGUCUUCCAAUAUUUUUCUCUGGGUCGUGUUGGUUCUUGAUAUUCUCAAUCGGGAAUACCCCAAUACCUCUAUUUCGAUCAAAAAGAUGCGUGAUCGGUUGAAACAAAUUCCACCAGAAUUAAACGACUUGUUUGAGAUGAUUCUCACGAGAGACGGCGAGAACCUCGAUAGGUUACAUCUUUGUCUUACAUGGAUUCUCUUCGCAAACCGUCCACUGAAGCCACAAGAGCUCUAUUUCGCGGUCCAACUCAGUUACGAUAAAGAGUGCUCAGGCUAUUGGGACCAAAACGACAUUGAACUCGAAGAGAUAAAGACUUUUGUGAGAAGUUCUUCCAAAGGCUUAGCCGAAGUCACUCGAAACAAGGCUUCGGAAGUUCAAUUCAUUCACGAGUCUGUGAGAGAUUUCUUGUUAAAUAAAUACGAAGCCCAAUGGUCCAAAGUUUCAGGUAACUUCAUGGGCAACAGCCACAAACUUCUGACGGAUGGUUGCUUGGCUCAGCUGAACAACUUGGCCCUUCAAGAUGCUGGUAUAGUAGAUCCUCUACCACCAGCAUCCGAGACAGCAGAAUUGCGACAGACAAUACGUUCGAAUUACCCAUUUCUUGAAUAUUCAGUACUUUACUCUCUUCAACAUGCCGACAGUGCCCAGCACAGUGGUAUAGAUCAGGAGCAUUUCCUCGCUGAAUUCCCUUUGGGAAAGUGGGUACUUCUGCACAACGCCAUUGAGCAACACCAAAUUCGGCGAUAUACGAAUUCAGUCAGCCUCCUCUACAUUCUUGCGGAAAGAAACUUGGUCAACUUAAUUGGCAUCCACCCCAGGAGAUUCUCGUUCUUUAAUAUAGAAGACGGAAUUGAGCGUUAUGGCACCCCAAUAUUUGCGGCACUUGCCAUCAAUAACGGUGAAGUGGUCUAUACAUUCUUGAAGUUGUUAGCAGCAACUUUACCAUCAGAAUCGCCACUUCCCGAACUGUGCGAAAUUUAUCUUCGGAAUAAAACCAGCUCAAGAACAUUCAAGCGUGAUUUCGCCUUCAGACGAAAAGUCGGCAUCUUUUCUUAUCUACGAGAUGAAUGUGAUGAAACUUUAAUCUGCGCAUUUCUUUCAUUACGAGGGUUGACUGCCAGGCUUGAUGCGCUCAACACUGUCAUUCAGUUGCUGAUUGCACAAGCGGGUGUUGACUUAAACUGCAAGGAUCAUAAUGGUCAGACACCGCUGUUCUGGGCUAUUAAGAAUAACCAUAAAGCUGUUGUUCAGCUUCUGCUUGCAAAAGGCGUUGACCCAGAUAGCAAGGAUAAAUACGGCCGAACACCGCUGAAAGAUAAUGAAGCUGUCGUCCAAUAUUUUCGUCUUUACGUAAAUGGGAUUAACCCAGCUAAACUGUAA
Molecule: messenger RNA, 3162 nt
Organism: Trichoderma harzianum CBS 226.95
Lineage: Eukaryota; Fungi; Ascomycota; Sordariomycetes; Hypocreales; Hypocreaceae
Exons: 6
Coding region: 1-3162 (1053 amino acids)
Biological process (GO): nucleoside metabolic process
Molecular function (GO): protein binding; catalytic activity
Source: RefSeq, a predicted model, not a curated record